CCGUUACAGUUUCACGUGAGAAAGACUCGGAAACAUUACAAAAUAUAAACAGGAGCAAAUUUUUCCCCUGGCAUCUCGACCGUUACAAUCCCACAAAUUUCAAGUUUUCACUUUUCACCUUUUUUUCACUCCCAUAGCCCACACAGUGAAAGAGCAGAAAAUCAAGAAGAAGAAGAAGAUGAAAGAAGUAGUAGAAGAAGUGCAAGAUAUUGAUGAGGAAGAAGCCAAGUUGCAGCAGUUGAGAUCCAAAGCCACAGAGCUCCUCCUAAGAGAAGAAUGGACAGAAGCCAUAGAUGCCUAUUCUCACUUCAUUUCUCUCUGCCAAGAACAAUUGCUGAAGCCCCAUCAUCAACAAUCCAAGCUGCAGAAAUCCCUCUGCUUAGCCCACUCAAAUCGAGCCGAAGCCCGGUUUCGCCUGAAAGAAUUCGCGGCUGCCCUGAAAGAUUGUGAUGAAGCGUUGAAAAUUGAGUGUGCCCAUUUGAAGACUCUGCUCUGCAAAGGUAAAAUUUUGUUCGAUCUCAAUCGAUAUGGGUCGGCUCUGGAAUGCUUUAGGGCGGCUAAUCUUGAUACUCAGGAAAGUUUCAAUUUUAAGACUUUAAAUGAGUAUUUAGAUAGAUGUAAGAAGCUUGAGCUUCUUUCAAAGACUGGAUCUUUUGAUCUCUCUGAUUGGAUUCUUGGUGGGUUUCGUGGGAAAAUGCCGGAACUCGCCGAGUACAUUGGUGGGGUGGAAAUCAAGAAGUCUGAAAUCAGCGGCAAGGGUUUAUUUGCAACUAAGAAUGUAGAAUGUGGAACUUUGUUGCUGGUGACAAAGGCAAUUGCUACAGAGAGAGGCAUUUUGCCCCAAGAUGAUUCAAGCCAAAAUGCCCAAAUGGUGAUGUGGAAGAAUUUAGUGGAUAAAGUGGUUGAAUCAGCUAGAAAGUGCAGCAGAACCCGUGGUUUGAUUUCUAUGUUAUCAGAUGGUGAAGAAGGAAAUGAUGAUAUGGAUGUUGUUCCUGAGAUAGACUUAUUCAGGCCUGAAGCAGAGGAAGAAAGAUUUUCCUCACGAGAUCUUGAUGUGGAUAAUAUACUAAGUAUACUGGACGUGAAUUCCCUUGUGGAGGGAUCAAUUUCGUCCAAAGUAUUAGGUAAGAACAGUUAUUAUCAUGGAGUUGGGCUUUGGUUGCUAGCUUCUUUAGUCAAUCAUUCUUGUGAGCCUAAUGUGAGGCGUUUGCACAUUGGAGAUCAUGUAGCAAUUCAUGCAUCUAGAGAUGUAAAAGCUGGUGAAGAGCUCACAUUUGCAUACUUUGAUGUGCUCCAGCCAUUUAGCACCAGGGAAGAAAUGUCUAAAAAUUGGGGCUUUAUCUGUAACUGCAGGAGAUGCAAAUAUGAAAAAACACUCAGCCAUAACCAAGAAAUGGCAGAACUUGAGAUGGUAAUAGGCAAAGGGCUUGACAUGGGAAGUGUUGUGUAUAGAUUGGAGGAAUGCAUGAAGAGAGUAAUGGUGAGGGGAAAAGGCAAAGGCUACAUCAGGGCUUCAUUUUGGGGUGCUUAUGAAGAAGCAUCUGGAUCAGAGAAAGUGAUGAGGAAAUGGGGAAGAAGGAUUCCAGCAAUUGGGACAGUAGUUGAGAGUGUUGUGGAUGCAAUAGGAAGUGAAGAAAGGAUUGUGAAGCUGCUGAUGGCAGGAUUGAAGAAAAAUGGUAAUGUUGCUGCCUUGGGUGGUUGUGGAUCAGUGGAAAUGGAGAAAGCAAUGAAGCUAGGGAGAGGGAUUUAUGGGAAGAUUAUGAAAAGACAAGCUCUGAAGAAUCUGCUUCAGCAAUUUAUUAUUCAUGAAGAAAUCUAGAUUUUGAUUUUUUGGGAGCCUUUUAAAAUCGUUUGCAAUUCUUUUCAUGGCUUUGUGUUCAAGUUCUCUUGAUCACCGACAUUACAAAUUCUCACCUAUUGUAGACUUCCUGAUGAAUUUACACUACUCUGUAUUUGGGCUAUAAUGUAAAAGAAGCACCUAUAUCUUUUUCUUUAUAAAGGCCUGGUCUAGUCCAUUAGCUGGGCCAAGAGGAAAUAAAGUUUGAAUCUCUG
Molecule: messenger RNA, 2052 nt
Organism: Oldenlandia corymbosa var. corymbosa
Lineage: Eukaryota; Viridiplantae; Streptophyta; Magnoliopsida; Gentianales; Rubiaceae
Source: the annotation of a GenBank genome assembly